CGACGAACUUCACUCGGUUGGUUUGUGUCAACGCAUGAAAGUGUACAUGUCAUAUGUUGCAUCUUGCACUUAGAAAAACACAAAAGUGUGGUCUUUUGCCGAAUUUAUUUUACAUGAAUGCUAACCAAAGUGCACAAUGAUAAUCGAGCAACCUGAAGCGUUUAAAACAUGGCUAUCGGCUGUUUUGAAACCGAUGUGCGAUGCAGAUCCUGCAGCGCUUGCAAAGUACGUUUUGGCUUUGAUAAAGAAAGAUAAAUCCGAAGAGGAGCUCCACCGGAUUAUGGUGGGUCAGUUGGAGGUUUUUUUGGAAAAUGAGACUGAAUCUUUUGUAAAUUUAGUAUUACGUACGCUGGAAACGCAGGAUUAUAUUACCACGCCAGUUAUACCAAACACAAAUCCUCCAAAUCCAAUUAUGAUGAAAACAACCAAAGAAACGAAACCAAUUGUACAUCCUAGCGAACUACCCAAUUUAAGUGAAGCGGUUAAUGGCUCGAGUGUCGCCCGAAAAGAGCAGGAAUCAAAACGGGACCGAGAAAUGAGGAAGAGCGACACUUCAGACAAAGAAGAUAAGUCCCGCGUUCGGUCCCGGCACCGUUCGUCCUCACGCAAUCGUUCGCGUUCCCGUUCAUGGGAUCGUUCAAAACGUUCGAAAUCACGCGAUCGCGACCAACAUCGUCUCGAUCGUGAAAAACGUGACCGUCCACGCGCUUGGCGAAACAAAUCACCGCCACGACGAUUCGAUCGACGACGCUCCAGAACACCGUCUCCAUCGAGAGGACGUUCACGGUCUCGAAGCCCUAAACAUCCACACAGAGGUGGUCGGUACCGAAAUAGGACGCCACCGCGGAGCACAAGCCGCAGCAGGUCUCGAUCAGCGGAAAAAUCCCGCAAAGACUCUUUCAAAGAUAAAGAUGCCAAAGAGGGUCAUUCACGACCUGGCACACCUACACAAGAUUCGAAUCAUGGCGAUAUGGAUCUACGAUUGACGAAUAGCACCCAAAGUAUACAGAGUGUUGUAGUACAACAAAAUUCAAAGAGAAGAUGUAGGGAUUUUGAUGAGAAGGGAUAUUGCAUGCGAGGCGAAAUGUGUCCAUUUGAUCAUGGCGUAGAUCCGGUGGUUUUAGAAGAUUCAGCACUCAGUAGCGUUUUGACCUAUAAUCCUAACGCUCCGCCCACUGAUGUACCUCCCAUUGGAGCCCCACUUUUAAACGCGGCUGGCCAUGGAAUGAUGGGACCCAGAGGCUUACCACCAGAAUACAACCCGCAAGCACCGUCAAUGUGGACUGGGAGGAGUGGAGGUGGCGGUGGGUUCAGGGGGCCCAGGCCGAUGGGAAUACCAAGGGGUCCGAUGAUGGGCGCCUUCCCCAACCAGCCGAACAUGCAACGUGAGCUGAUCCCGGUGCCAGUGAUGGACAACAAACAACCAGAACAGUACCCACCGAUGGGUUUCCGUCAACAGUCGAAUUACGCCGGUAAUAACACCAGUGACCACGAGGCACCAUUCAAAAAGAAAAGUUUCGAUUUUAAUCGUCUAGGUCCAAGAUCAAAAAAUCCAGCAAACUGUUCAUUAGAAUUGAAAAAAAUCCCACAAGGACUCAACACCAUCACACACUUGAACAACCAUUUUUCGAAAUUUGGAAAACCGGUCAACAUCCAAGUGAACUAUGAAGGUGAUCCCGAAGCAGCGAUCGUCACUUUUUCUAGUCACGCUGAAGCCAACGCCGCCUAUCGCAGCACUGAAGCUGUGCUCAACAAUCGAUUCAUUAAGGUUUUCUGGCACAAUGGCAGUUUGGAAGGUAAACAGGAGAACGUCCCUCCGCGUUCGGUUAAAGAUCGUCUAGGGGUUUCGGCUAUUGUGCCGCCAAAUACUAACAAAGUCCUCAAUUUAGUUCAGCCACGAGCAGAUAAUGUAAGCGAAGGUGAAACGCAAGAUAAAAGCGGAAAAACAGCGACUGGAAAUAAAGAAGAAACUAAAGCACAAGCAGCUGCUGCGAUCAAGAAAAAUCAAGAACUUCUUGCCGCCAAAGAAAAACUCAAAAAGAAUCAAGAUGAACAGAGGAAGGAAGUGCUGAAAAUUAAAAAUAAUCUCAGAAAGAGGAAACAGGAACUGCUCGAAAAACAACUGUCGCAACAGAAGAUCCUGAUCGAAAAAAUGGAGAAAUUACCUCCUGGUCCGCAACGCGACCACAUAAUGGAGACGAUCAAAAAAACGCAAGAAUCAAUCGAAAGUAUCAAAAAAGACCUCCUUCAGUCGGUUUUAACGGCAAAAACAGCGCCCCAAAAGAAAGCAAAGGAAGACGUUCAAAGAGAAAUGCUCGAUGCUGAAUUAGAUUUGAUUACUAAGCAGCAAGAAGGUGCUGAUACUUCGGAAAUACAAAAGAAAUUAUUUGAGUUGAAAGCUCGUGCUGCUAUGACUAGAGGACGAGGUCGAGGCAGAAGAUACAAUCAAAUCAGUCGGCAUUUGUUAAGCAAGAACAAUCUGAUUGAUAAUGGAGGUCUCAAAGGUAACAUAAAGACGGUGAAUAAAACAGCGUUCCAGAAACAUACAGUUGAUCAUAGGCCUACUCGAUUGUUAGUGUCUGGGUAUGAGGCGGACGAGCAAGAAAGCGUUCUGAAUCAUUUUCAAUUGUUUGGAGAGAUCGCCGAUUACGUCGUCGAUUCAACUUUGCCGAGCAUUACAUUGAACUACAAAACACGUAAAGAAGCCGAGAUGGCGCUACUAAAAGGCAAACAUUUUCAGGACCGUACUUUGUCCAUCACAUGGUGCAGCGGAGUUUCGCUAAACAACCAAUCAAGACCGGCCACACGUACAGUUUUAAUGUCCGAAUCGGAAGAGGAUCGAUUAAUUGAGCAAAGUUUACCAGAAGGAGAAGAAGAUCUGGGGCCGGAGCUAUCCGAGGAAGCCUUGCUUCAAGACGAUGAAGAAGAGGACGAUGAAAGCGAGGAUCGGUCAUGGAGGCGAUAGUUUAACAUUUGGUGGCCAUAUUUGUUUUUCACCUGUCAUUAGUUUAAAAGUUGUAUAAUUUUUGCCCUUAUUAUUUUACUUUUGAAGUUUGCUUGCUUGUAAAAAUUUUAUGGUGUAUAACUGUAUAGUGGUGAUUUUCAAAUAAUUUUAUUUUUGCUUUUCUAUUGUAAGCUAUGAAUUUGUUUUUGGACGAGAUACAUAUUCUUCAUAUAAAACACACAUGAAAACAAAUUCUUAGUGGUUUGUUUGUUUGUUUAUAACAUAAGACGUUAUCAGUAAGAAAAAAAAAGAUGCCCCCACUUAAAGAAAAAAUAAAAAUAAAUGAAAAAAUAUACUAAAAAAAUAGAACAAUUUUAGAAAACAUUAAAUGAGAAAAAAUGUUGAUGUAUUUGUAUAUUUUAUUAUAUUUACAUAACAUUCGGGGGCAUCAAAAAAAUUACAA
Molecule: messenger RNA, 3407 nt
Organism: Tribolium castaneum (red flour beetle)
Lineage: Eukaryota; Metazoa; Arthropoda; Insecta; Coleoptera; Tenebrionidae
Gene: swm
Product: second mitotic wave missing
Exons: 12
Coding region: 137-2965 (942 amino acids)
Biological process (GO): mRNA processing
Cellular component (GO): nucleus
Molecular function (GO): metal ion binding; RNA binding
Source: RefSeq, a predicted model, not a curated record